CAGUUUUAACUGGAGUUAUGGGGGUUAUUGCUGGGUUAUUUAUGGGGUGAGGAUGAGGGAGGAAUGCAGAGAUUUCUCAGAGUGAGGUUUGCUUGAUUGGCCUCUUUGGGUGUUAUUUAUAACCUGUUCCUUUGAUUUUUCAAGGUCUCCUUUUAUUGAGAUUCCCAGUCCUACAGUUAUUCCAAAGCAACCAAGAUAUGUGAUGAAACCAGGCAUAUUAUCUUGGCCAAGUAUGCACCCAAGAAUUUGAAUGCUUCCAACUAUAUGUGGGGGGAAGAAGUUUAGAAUAAAAACAUACCCUCCUACUCCAACUAAGCCUGUAAAUGUUCCAACAAAGACAAGUGAGUACACCAAAUAAGUAUCUGAUGCC
This is a messenger RNA of Moneuplotes crassus, 370 nucleotides long. NCBI's taxonomy places the organism in Eukaryota, Ciliophora, Spirotrichea, Euplotida, Euplotidae. The record is from the annotation of a GenBank genome assembly.